CGUUUGGACUUUUGAACUCGCGAAUACUGGCGAUUAUCUACAAACCGACAAAAUGCACAGAAGGCUUUUUUGUUCGAUUGUUCGAAAAUGUUCGAUUAACCAGGCUGAAUCUUCACUUGUGAGGUACCUUCGCAAAACUUGGGUCAAUCUGGCUUUGUUUUAUUGCAGAGGAUCAUCGGCGAUCACAUUCAACAUCAACCAGCUGCUGAGCGCCAUCCGAUCCCAGUUGUACUUUUCGCAAAUAACCGCAUGGUUGGUGACGCAAAAUAAGUCGGCCCCAUUAACCGCCGACAAUUUCCGGUACCGCCUGUCGAGCCCCGAGGGGCUGCUGGCCCCACUCACGUUCUCCCUAACGGCCUCGAGGCACGAAUUUCCCAGUACCGAUCUGGGCAAUGGCACCGCACUGAGCAUCACAUUUUCCAGCGCCCCCCGAUUGUCCGCCAAGCCGCACCUGGACUGCUGGCACAACGCUAUGGAGCUGAAGAAGGAGCUGGUUGACGAUCGAAUGCACACUUCGUGCACUGUGAAAGGAAAGCAUUGCUGCGAGGAAAUUGAGGAUCCGGACAAGCACCGAACGUACGGCGGCAAGCGAUCGAAGGCCGCAGACAAUGCAAAGAAUUAUUUGGACUUGGGCAAGCAAAUCGAAGAGGCGAAACAGGAUUUGGAAAGACACACGCGCCCGCACGAGCGUCGCCAUAAUUUAAAUGAUCUCAAAACUGUCCAAGAUAAAGGCCAGCUCCUGCUAGACGCAAUAGAGCGCAGCGGCAAACGCAACCACACCAAUAAGGUGCGCUGCGCUGAAACGCAGACCUGGCCGCUGAGUGAGUGUGAUAAAUAUAAUUGUGAUAUGAGCGAAAGUGAUACAUUUAGCUGUAGGCAAAAGAAUAAUUUAAAUAUGCACGUAGACAACAGCCAUUGUGAUAGUCCUGUUUUGAUAAAACAGGCGUCGGGCGCUCGGAAGAAAAUCACUUUUGAGCGCAACGAGUCUUUGGUUGAUCAGUCACAGAGUACAAAUGAGCCCAAUAUACCCGCCGCCCAUGACCAGGCAAAAUGCCGCAGGAAUUUGGGAAACAGCACGCCUGCAGCGUUCCAUGUGCGCACCGGGUUACCGUUGUGCAGCAGCCCGGCGCCCGCUCGUAAGGGCCAAACUCGCUUCGAUUUUGAUUCUUCGUUGACUUCCGUCUCGGCCAUCAACAGUGCGCUGUUUUCAAGCAGUUUGUCCACGGACGAGGAGAGCGAGAGCGAAGGAGGCAUCGCCUCCCCUUGCAGUCCGGAAAUCUACACGGGUCUCAAAAAGGUUCUCACUCCAGUCUAUCGCCAAAAGGGCCGACCGACCAGUUUGUUAGGGACUUUUGAGGAGUCGGUGCUAAAUGGCAGGCUGGAGCCGGUCUCCACAGUUCAUGGGUUCACUGCUGAACUGGGCGCCAGUGGUUCGUUCGUACCAAAGCAUAUUUUCGUUCCGGUUACUGCCUUCUUUUACGCUCUGGGCGAUCAGGACAGGUUGUCCACACCGUAUCUGGGCCAUAUCAGCUUGGGCAAGAAGGGCUACAAUGUGCCGAAAGUGGGCACUGUUCAGGUCACCUUGUUCAAUCCGUUGGGGACCGUAGUGAAAAUGUUCGUCCUGCCUUAUGAUCUCGCCGAUAUGCCGCCUAAUUCUCAGACUUUUAUUAGGCAGCGCACCCUGUACAUGCCCUCCGGCCUGGGCAGCUGUGAGGCGGAUUUCACCCCCAAGUGGCUGCGAUUCGUCAUUCACAUUAGGUAUUAGCAUAUACUUUCCUGCCUGUUUCAAUUCCAAAUC
Dendroctonus ponderosae (mountain pine beetle) is the source of this 1798-nucleotide messenger RNA. RefSeq names its product protein FAM214A-like. NCBI's taxonomy places the organism in Eukaryota, Metazoa, Arthropoda, Insecta, Coleoptera, Curculionidae. The transcript has 4 exons. Bases 53 to 1765 code for a protein of 570 amino acids. The record is from RefSeq and is a predicted model, not a curated record.